This is a messenger RNA of Aspergillus sclerotioniger CBS 115572, 659 nucleotides long. RefSeq lists its product as uncharacterized. NCBI's taxonomy places the organism in Eukaryota, Fungi, Ascomycota, Eurotiomycetes, Eurotiales, Aspergillaceae. Bases 177 to 521 code for a protein of 114 amino acids. The transcript has a single exon. The record is from RefSeq and is a predicted model, not a curated record.
CGUCUGUUUUACUGGUAUACGAGCACAGGCGUGGCGAAGUAUGGGCCUUUUUUUUCUCAACCAAUUUACAUUUCGGUUUUUCGUAUGGAAUCUUACAAGAGUGAUCACUGAGUCCAGACCUCAAGUUCAAUGGUGUGAUUGGGCGUGAGGCAUAAGGCGUCUGGUUUUAUGUGUAUAUGGGAGCAUUAUCUAGAUCUUCUUGGCCGUGGGCCUCUCUACUCUUCGUGGUGCUGGGGGUGUCGGUGCUUUGCAAGGGUUCGAAGCAUCGGCUAAGUCGAUGUCUAUCUUCUGAAAUCACACAUUUGAUAUAUCUAUUUCAGAGUUGCAUUCAUCAAAGAAUUGUACCAAGACAGGGUUCAACAGGCUGCGUGGAGAAUGGGUGCAAACCAUGCAAACACGCCCGAGAUUUCACUCGUCCGCGGGCGCGAUGCUCCUCCGGCCUGGAAAGUAGCCUUGCAAGCAACUCCCAUUGUGGUCGACCGGGGCAAUCGCUACUUAAUUGUUAUCCUCUGAGCGGAUAGACAUUUUCCUCCUUCCACAACAUCCUUUAGGUCGACAAUCCGCGUCACUUCCCGUGUCCGGCAGCACCGCGACGUCCACAAACCUCCCCGUCCAAGCCCAUUGAACCGGCCGUGCUCCAGCUCCAACACCACUACGAC